AUGAAGGGCGAUGCACCAUGGGCGUUAGGUGUUAUGUGGACAUUGACAUUCAUCACUCUCGUCUUCGUGAUCCUUAGAGUCUACACGCGUGUCGUCAUUGUCAAAACCUCUGGUGUCGACGACUUUGUGUACAACUUUGCCUUCAUUCUCUUACUCUUAUACACAGUUUUCAUACAUUUGUCGGCAAACUAUGGCUUCGGCCAGAACAUGUUCGAGAUUGAAGACGUUGAGGAUGCGGUUCGGGCAGUACUGCUCGAGGUAAUCGGGCAAACAUUUGCCAUUAUUGGUAUGGCAGUCGCGAAGUGUUCUCUUGGUCUUUUUCUCCUGCGCCUUGUCAGCGUCAACAUGAUAUGGCACAGGAUGGCAAUCUGGGCUACCAUGGCAGGCCUUAUGUUGACUUCCAUCUCGGUCGUCUUCGUCUAUUGGCUGCAAUGUACUCCACCCGCGUACCUCUGGGAUCACCGAAUUCGGGGGGGCUUCUGCCACAUCAAUUCCGUCCCGGCUGCUUUCACACUUUCCAUUUUCUGCAUCAUUGUCGACUUCUUCUUCGCUAUUUUCCCCUGGGUAUUACUCUGGAACCUUAACAUGAAUAAGAGGGAAAAGGUUAUUAUUGCCGGCAGUAUGAGUCUUGGUGUCUUUGCCGGCGCCUGUGGUAUCAAGAGGACAAUGGAGUUACCCAACCUGACCGAGCAGAAUUACCUUAAGGACACCGUCCGCGCGAUCGUUUGGUCUGCCGCCGAGAUCGUCGUAACAAUGCUCGGCUUUACCGGUCCUCCUACCAAAGCAUGGCAGUACACAGGCCCGACGGGCGACAACUCGAAUGACGAGAUCCGAGGUGCUGAGUUCAGCCAUAGCCAGGCGCCACCCGAUAUCCGCACGAGCAGCUAUACGGCAGGACAACCUGUUGGGGUGAGGAUAGAAAUGAGGCAAGGCUCACGGGGAGAGUGA
Molecule: messenger RNA, 948 nt
Organism: Fusarium falciforme
Lineage: Eukaryota; Fungi; Ascomycota; Sordariomycetes; Hypocreales; Nectriaceae
Exons: 6
Coding region: 1-948 (315 amino acids)
Source: RefSeq, a predicted model, not a curated record